Molecule: messenger RNA, 156 nt
Organism: Sclerotinia sclerotiorum 1980 UF-70
Lineage: Eukaryota; Fungi; Ascomycota; Leotiomycetes; Helotiales; Sclerotiniaceae
Exons: 1
Coding region: 1-156 (51 amino acids)
Source: RefSeq, a predicted model, not a curated record
AUGAGAGAGGAAAGGAAAGGAAAGCUAGAAGUCGUAAACAAAGUUACUAUCCAUACGGUGUCAGCCAGUAAUGGAGUUAGAGAUGAAAAAUUCAACCUGCAAGAUGUGGAGAUCAAGGCCAAGAUCAACUCCUCAAUCCUCUCAAAUGAUCAAUGA